AUGUGGACCGGAGCUAGAGGAACACGUCGUGCUGCGCAGAAAGAGAUCGACUACUCUUCCGAGGAGGCUCAGCGCAAGGCCGGCUUGGCAGGUGGUUCCGCGGAAGAGCAGGAGGAGGAUGACGGGGAGUUCAAGGUGAGGCUUGCGUGCUCUCCCUUGACAGCGAUGUGCCCGAACGAUUGGGGCGCAUACAGUCGGAACAGAGCGGAGCACUGACCUUUAGCGCUCCUUUCAAAGGGCGAGGAUAUGGAGGAGUAA
Ceraceosorus bombacis is the source of this 258-nucleotide messenger RNA. Lineage: Eukaryota; Fungi; Basidiomycota; Exobasidiomycetes; Ceraceosorales; Ceraceosoraceae. The record is from the annotation of a GenBank genome assembly.